Molecule: messenger RNA, 2753 nt
Organism: Thalassophryne amazonica
Lineage: Eukaryota; Metazoa; Chordata; Actinopteri; Batrachoidiformes; Batrachoididae
Product: NT-3 growth factor receptor-like
Exons: 19
Coding region: 104-2596 (830 amino acids)
Biological process (GO): positive regulation of kinase activity; cellular response to nerve growth factor stimulus; protein phosphorylation
Cellular component (GO): signaling receptor complex; axon; plasma membrane
Molecular function (GO): neurotrophin binding; ATP binding; transmembrane receptor protein tyrosine kinase activity
Source: RefSeq, a predicted model, not a curated record
UUGUUUUUUUUUUUUUUUUUUUUAAUAAGCGUCCGUUCGGUGCUCGUGCUCGUGUUCCAGUAAAGUUGCUCAGAAUUCCGGGGACUUGAGUCGUGACGGCGGCAUGGAUGGAUCCGGUGCGUUUUUUGGCGCAGUCGGCGCGCGCCGUCCCGCCGGUUUGCGGUGCGGCUGGAGGCUCUUCUUGCUUCUCAGCAUCUUCUUCCACAACUACCUGAGCUCCAUGCUGGACUGCCCGCCCACCUGCUCCUGCUCCACCACCGACAUCUACUGCAAUAAGUCCGACAACGAGAAAUGGUUCCCGCUGCUGUCCUUCCAUGGACUCGCCGGGAACGGCACCGGGAGCAUCGAGGACCUGUUCCAGAACAUCAGCUCCAUACACAUUGAGAACUGGUCCGAUCUCCAGACGCUGCGAGAUGUGGACAUGGAGCUCUACACCGGUUUACAGAGACUAACCAUUACGAAAAGCAACCUGCACACGAUCCAGCCUCGUGUUUUCUCCAAGAACCCACACCUGCGAUACAUAAACCUGUCGAAGAACCCGAUGCUGACCUCGCUGUCCUGGCAGAUCUUUGACCAUCUGCAGCUCUUAGAACUUCGUUUGGAGGAGGUGGUGUUUGACUGCGGCUGUGGGAUUCGCUGGCUGCAGUUGUGGCAGCAGCGAGGAGAGGCGGGGCUUAGCACCCAACAGCUGUACUGCAAUGACAGCAGCCGCAAGAUCUCACUGCAGGACAUGAACAUCAGCGGGUGUGAUCUUCCUGACAUCAGCGUCAGCCACAGUAACCUCACCGUUAUUGAAGGCGAUCGAGUCACAGUGACCUGUAACGGCUCUGGAUCCCCGUUACCGGAGGUGGACUGGCCCGUUAACGGCUUGCACUCCAUUAAUACGCAGGAGGCUAAAGUCUACGACCCAACGAUUCACUCCAUCACCUUAACGUUGGUCAACGUGAGCAGAGACGACAACAGCUUCCUGCUUACCUGCACGGCUACCAACAUCGUGGGCAUGACCAACGCUUCGGUCCAGCUCACUGUCCAAUUUCCUCCAUCCAUCGUGAGACUGAAGGAGCCCGAACGCCGCCACGACACCUGCAUCGAGUUCACCGUCCGAGGGUGGCCUCACCCGACCUUACGCUGGUUCUACAAAGAUAAGGAAAUCUCCCACACCGAGUAUGUGCGCCCGGAAAUGGAUUUUUUCCAGGACUACAUAGAAGGCUGCCUAACCUUUAAAAAUCCAACGCACCAUGAUAACGGCAACUACACUUUGGAGGCCAGCAACUACCUGGGUGUGGCCAACAGCACCGUGUACGGGCACUUCCUGGACAAGCCCUUUGACUUUGAUGUGGAUUAUGAUUACGAUGGAAACAGAGGAACUCCAACUCCAGGGACUCACAGGCCGGACGAAGACACGUUCGGGGUCUCCAUCGCGGUCGGAAUAGCGGGAUUCGCCUGCUUGAUGCUGGUGGCUCUCUUCCUUCUCAUCAACAAGUAUGGACGACGAUCCAAGUUCGGUAUGAAAGGUCCAGUGGCAGUGAUAAGUGGUGAGGAAGACUCUGCCAGCCCCCUUCAUCACAUUAACCACGGGAUAAUCAGCCCCUGCACGCUGGACGCUGGCUCGGAUGCUGUGGUGAUCGGAAUGACCAGGAUUCCCGUCAUCGAAAACCAGCAGUACUUCAGACACGGACACAACUGCAACAAACCCACCACCUAUGUCCAGCACAUCAAACGGCGGGACAUCAUUUUGAAGCGGGAGCUCGGAGAGGGAGCGUUCGGAAAAGUCUUCCUGGCUGAAUGUUACAACCUGAGUCCCACCAAGGACAAGAUGCUGGUGGCCGUGAAGACACUGAAGGAUCCCACUCUUGCCGCCAGGAAGGAUUUCCAGCGUGAAGCUGAACUGCUGACAAAUCUCCAGCACGAGCACAUCGUCAAGUUUUACGGCGUUUGUGUGGACGGCGAUCCACUCAUCAUGGUCUUUGAGUAUAUGAAGCACGGAGAUCUGAACAAGUUCCUCAGGGCUCACGGACCCGACGCCAUGAUCCUGGUGGACGGACAGCCUCUGCAGACUAACGGGGAGCUGGGUUUGUCUCAGAUGCUUCAUAUAGCCAGUCAGAUCGCCGCCGGAAUGAUCUACUUGGCGUCGCAACACUUUGUGCACCGCGAUCUGGCAACCAGGAACUGCCUGGUGGGGAACGGACUUCUGGUGAAGAUCGGAGAUUUUGGAAUGUCUCGAGAUAUUUACAGCACAGAUUAUUACAGGGUGGGCGGGCACACCAUGCUCCCGAUCCGCUGGAUGCCACCAGAGAGCAUCAUGUACAGGAAGUUCACCACCGAGAGCGACGUGUGGAGCUUCGGCGUUAUUCUGUGGGAGAUCUUCACUUAUGGAAAACAGCCGUGGUUCCAGCUGGCCAACAAUGAGGUGAUUGAGUGCAUCACACAGGGCCGGGUCCUGGAGCGACCCCGACUCUGUCCUAAGGAGGUCUAUGACAUGAUGCUGGGCUGCUGGCAGCGGGAACCGCAGCAGCGCCUCAACAUUAAGGACAUUCAGAAGAUGCUGUUCGCGCUGAUGAAGGCCACGCCCGUCUACCUGGACAUACUGGGCUAGAGGCGGAACGCUCAGAGAGGGAUGGGAUGUGUGGACUGGACGCAUUCUGGAAUACCACUGUGUUCUUUGGAUAAUGCGGUCUGGCAGCGGUGGCAUCUCUGAGGGAAAACCAAGAACUGUGAUUAGGAACGAGACUGUUCCUCGUGUUUAACUGCCC